AUGGCUUUGAUUGAUCGGCUUAGUUUGUUGGACUUUUCGAACAACAACUUGUCAGGAAAAAUUCUAACAAGCGCUCAGCUCCAAAGCUUCAAUGCAGAUGUAUAUAUGGGGAAUGCCCGACUUUGUGGAGCUCCCCUCCUUGCAGAAUAUACAGAAGAAGAAGAACCAGGUACCCCUUUUGGAUUAACUACUGAAGCUGAAGAAGAUCACAACAACAACUCUAUAGACUAUGGAUUUAAUGUGAGUAUGGAGGUUGGAUAUAUGGUUGCAUUUUGGGGAGUUUUUGGGAGAUGGAUCUAUUUCAAACUCUUAAACGAUUUGGAAAGUUGGAUUUAUGUUAUGGCUGCAUUGCACAAGGCAAAGUCUAUCAGGAUAUACUCCGAGGUUAACAGGGUGUGCUAUCGACAGCUUCUCUGA
Messenger RNA from Ziziphus jujuba (common jujube), 417 nucleotides. Its product is annotated as receptor-like protein EIX2. The transcript is spliced from 2 exons. The record is from RefSeq and is a predicted model, not a curated record. Bases 1 to 417 code for a protein of 138 amino acids. NCBI's taxonomy places the organism in Eukaryota, Viridiplantae, Streptophyta, Magnoliopsida, Rosales, Rhamnaceae.